GCCUGAACAUAUCUGACUUUGCCUUCUGCGAAUCAGCCUUGCCGUACGAUGCUAGGGUAAAAGACUUGGUGGAUAGGAUGACCUUGGCAGAGAAAGUGCAGCAGCUCGGAAACAAAGCAGCUGGGGUGCCUAGACUAGGCUUGCCCAAGUACGAGUGGUGGUCUGAGGCACUCCACGGUGUAUCCAACGUCGGUCCGGGUACCUACUUUGAUGAGCUUGUUCCCGGUGCAACAAGCUUCCCCCCUGUCAUUCUCACCGCCGCGGCAUUCAACGAGUCCUUGUGGAAGGAGAUUGGUCAGGUUGUUUCAACAGAAGCAAGAGCCAUGUACAACCUAGGAAGGGCUGGAUUGACAUAUUGGAGUCCCAAUAUCAAUGUAGUAAGGGAUCCAAGGUGGGGAAGAGCCACAGAGACGCCCGGUGAAGACCCUUAUGUUGUUGGAGCUUAUGCUAUAAACUAUGUCCGAGGCUUGCAAGAUGUUGAGGGUACAGAGAAUUUUGCGGACUUGAACUCUAGGCCUCUUAAGGUCUCCUCUUGCUGCAAGCACUAUGCUGCCUAUGAUGUUGAUAACUGGCUUGGUGUGGAUCGUUACCAUUUUGAUGCCCAGGUUACGGAGCAAGAUAUGUCAGAGACUUUCCUUAAACCAUUUGAGAUGUGUGUUAAAGAUGGUGAUGUUAGUAGUGUAAUGUGCUCCUACAACAGGAUUAAUGGAAUACCAGCUUGUGCUGAUACAAAGCUCUUGAAAGAUACCAUUAGAGGAGAAUGGAACCUUCAUGGAUACAUUGUCUCAGAUUGUGACUCUCUAGAAGUAAUGGUGAAUGGCCAUAAAUGGCUUGGUGACACUGGAGUGGAAGCUUCUGCACAAGCAUUAAAAGCAGGGAUGGAUUUGGACUGUGGAGUGUACUACCCUAAUUUCACUGAGUCUGCUGUGAAACAAGGGAAGGUAAAGGUCAAAGAAAUAGACAAUUCUUUGAAGCAGCUUUAUGUGGUACUUAUGAGGCUAGGCUUUUUUGAUGGAAACCCUAUUUACAACUCACUUGGCAAGAAAGAUGUGUGCUCCCAAGAACACAUUGAAUUGGCAAGAGAAGCAGCCAAAGAAGGAAUUGUUUUACUAAAAAAUGCCAAUGAAACUCUGCCUAUCAACUCUUACAAGAUCAAGAAAUUGGCCGUGGUCGGGCCUCAUGCCAAUGCUACUACAGCUAUGAUUGGAAAUUAUGCAGGUAUUCCUUGCAAGUUCAUCUCACCUCUUGAUGCUUUUUCGAAAUAUGGAGAAGUGAAGUAUGAAGUGGGAUGUGAUGUUAAGUGUCCAAAUGAGAGCCUGAUAUUCCCAGCCAUGCAAGCUGCAAAGGAAGCUGAUGUGACAAUAAUUUUUGCUGGAUUAGACUUAUCAGUUGAGGCUGAGAGCUUGGACAGGACUGAUCUUCUUCUCCCGGGGUAUCAAACCCAAUUCAUCAACCAAGUUGCUCAAGUGUCAAAAGGUCCGGUAAUUCUUGUGAUCAUGUCUGCAGGGGGUGUUGAUAUCAACUUUGCCAAGAACAAUGAUAACAUCAAAGCCAUUUUGUGGGCUGGAUACCCUGGUGAGCAAGGUGGCCGUGCCAUUGCAGAUGUUGUUUUUGGACAUUACAAUCCUGGUGGAAGAUUACCUCUUACAUGGUACCCAGCUGAUUAUGUGGAUAUGCUACCCUUAACCUCCAUGACAUUGAGGCCAAUUGAUAGCUUAGGAUAUCCUGGUCGUACAUACAAGUUCUACAAUGGAUCCACAGUUUACCCAUUUGGAUAUGGUCUUAGCUACACCAAAUUCAACUACACUAUACUAUCUGCAAAGAGAUCUGUAGACAUAAAGUUGGAGAAGACCCAACACUGCCGUGACUUGGAGUACAAAGAAGGGGUAAACAAACCAGCUUGCCCUUCAGUCCUUAUUGAUGACUUGGACUGCCAAUAUGAUUUCGAGUUUGAGGUUGAAGUACAAAAUGUGGGCAGAAGGGAUGGAGAUGAAGUCAUUAUAGUUUACUCUAAACCCCCAAGUGGCAUUGCCUCUACACAUGCUAAGCAGGUUAUUGGGUUUCAGAGGGUGUUUGUUGAAGCUGGCAAGACUGAGAAAGUCAAAUUUGUCUUCAAUGUUUACAAGAGCUUGGGAAUUGUUGAUUAUACAGCUUAUAAUCUUUUACCAUCAGGCAGCCACACCAUUUCGCUUGGAGACGAUCUGGUUACAUUCCCUCUCCAAGUUAACCUUGUGUAGAGAUUGGUUUGGUAGCUUGAAAUUGGUAAUUUAGUGGUUUGGUUUUGUGUAGGAAAAUUU
Messenger RNA from Rosa rugosa (rugosa rose), 2297 nucleotides. RefSeq names its product probable beta-D-xylosidase 5. Gene Ontology annotation, biological process: arabinan catabolic process; xylan catabolic process. Gene Ontology annotation, molecular function: xylan 1,4-beta-xylosidase activity; alpha-L-arabinofuranosidase activity. Gene Ontology annotation, cellular component: plant-type cell wall. The transcript is spliced from 7 exons. Bases 78 to 2237 code for a protein of 719 amino acids. The record is from RefSeq and is a predicted model, not a curated record. Lineage: Eukaryota; Viridiplantae; Streptophyta; Magnoliopsida; Rosales; Rosaceae.